AGCGGCCCGCGGCAGAGGGGCGAGCGCGGCGCCGCCGCCAUUUUGUGUGUCCCCACAGGGCUGCCCCGGCCCGGGCUGAGCCUUCGCCCUCGGCGCCUGCCCGGCGCCUGCCCGCUCGGUCGGCCCAGGAAGGCCGGAGGGGACCCGAGCCCCCGCGGUCUGCACGGCCGCUGCUAGGGAAAGCGGAGCCGUCGGGUCCCCGCUGAGGAAAACGAGCAAGUUACGCGGGAGGGAGACGGCGCCGGCCCGGCCCUCCCGUGCCGACUGAUUGGCCAGGGCCGGGCGCCAGGAGGCCGGGACUGCGGCCUGGCCAGCUCCGCCGCAGCCCCGGCCCCCGGCAUGGCGCCGCAGCUGCUCCCCAGGGCGCUGGUCACCGCCAAAUGGCUCUUGGGGGCCAUCCGGGCCCAGCGGGUCGGGCCGAGCUUGCGGGUGCUGGACACCUCGUGGUACCCCCCCCAGGAGCGAAACGCCCGGCAGGAGUUCAGGGAGAGCCACAUCCCCGGAGCGUUGUUUUUUGACAUUGAGGAGUGCAGGGACAAGUCUUCCCCGUACGACUUCAUGCUGCCCAGCGAGGCCCACUUCGCCAACUACGUGGGGCACCUGGGGAUAAGCAAUGAUACCCAUGUGGUGGUGUAUGACGGGGACAAGCUGGGCACCUUCUAUGCCCCCCGCGCCUGGUGGAUGUUCCGGGCCUUUGGGCACAGAGAGGUCUCUGUGCUGAAUGGCGGCUUCAAGAACUGGGUGAAGGAGGGCCACCCCGUGACGGCGGAGGUCAGCCAGCCAGCACCGGCAGUCUUCAAGGCCACGCUGGACAAAGCCCUGCUGAAGACCUUCGAGGAGAUGGUGGAGAACCUGGGAUCCAGGCGGUUCCAGGUGGUGGAUUCCCGCCCAGAGGGCCGAUUCCGAGGGAACGAACUAGACCAAGAAGUGGAUGUGCAGCAGUCUUCUCUGAUUCUCUGGCCGUGCUGUGCUUCAGCCUUACAGGAGGUGCCACAGGCCUUAGCUCCCCCCACACCUGACCUGGCAAAAAGUGACUCUGUGCUGGCUGGCAGUUCAUCAGUGGAACCUGGGGAAGGGAGAAAGGAGCAUCUUCCAGCAGGCUCACGGCCCAGCAGCCAGAGAACAUCCCUACGGAGUUCCAGCAGAACCUCCUGGAAGAUCUCCAAAGGCUCAUCAGCUCAGGGAAUGGCAAAGAACUCCACAUCUGUCAAAUCCCAGGCAUCUCCUUCUGCAAAGUGUGUUCAGAAUAAAAGCCACAGCAAACAGAGUCUCCAGGCCAAAACACCCUCCAUGCAGGAUCUUCAUUCAAGAAGACUUGAAGAGGAAGGAGGAGAUACUUCUGCCACCAAACACCCAUCAGUGGGGCAUGAACUAAGAGGGAGGAACAGCAAUUUCCGCUUCUCUGCACUAUCCAGGCAGAAGGAGGCAGAGGACAAACCAAGCUCAAAUGCCAAAGAACCAGCAGCAGGCCAGCAUCGAACACUGGGGUCUAGGGUGCCUGGAUCUCCCCAGAAGACCACCAAGGCCAGCUACAAAGAGGCCAAGGACACCCGCUGCAGAUUAAGUGCCAAAGAGUCCUUAGCAUCAUUAGGGCGAGAUGUAAAAGCAGAGGGGAAGCUUCUUCUGGAGAAGAGAAACACCUUAAUCCAUGCUAACAGCAAAUAUAAAUCUGUCAGCGCAGAUGAACUUACCAGCAGUGAAGAGGAACGGCAGGCUCUGUGCAAGGCAGGAUUAAUCGUAGGGCAGAAAAGGCUCAGCGACCGCACUGAGAUGCUACAAAACCCCCUGACCUCUGCGUCUUUUGCUGAUUACUACAAGCUGGGUUUUUACCUGAGGUCAAAUAUUUUCCAAGGUGGCCCACUGGAGAGCAGAAGCUUGAUGAAAGAUUCCUACACCCCGGAUGUAAUUGAGAAGGCAAUCAGAGAUCCCAAGAAUUGGCAUGGAAGGAGGACUGAUGAGCUAGGGAGAUGGCAUCAGAAAAAUGCCCUAAAUCUUAACCUGCAGAAAGCAUUUGAAGAGAAGUAUGGGAAGAACAAAGGCAAGCCUUAGAAGAAUAGGGUUAGGGAUUGGAGUGCUUUCAUCAAGGGAUCUUCUUCCUCAACCAUCUAAUAAACCUCCGUAUAAGCCUUC
Dromaius novaehollandiae (emu) is the source of this 2130-nucleotide messenger RNA. It is a transcript of the gene CIMIP4, whose product is annotated as ciliary microtubule inner protein 4. The record is from RefSeq and is a predicted model, not a curated record. The transcript is spliced from 7 exons. Gene Ontology annotation, cellular component: mitochondrion. Bases 340 to 2049 code for a protein of 569 amino acids. Lineage: Eukaryota; Metazoa; Chordata; Aves; Casuariiformes; Dromaiidae. Gene Ontology annotation, molecular function: thiosulfate-cyanide sulfurtransferase activity.